This is a messenger RNA of Dacryopinax primogenitus, 4333 nucleotides long. Its product is annotated as glycoside hydrolase. Lineage: Eukaryota; Fungi; Basidiomycota; Dacrymycetes; Dacrymycetales; Dacrymycetaceae. The coding region runs from base 1471 to 3504 and encodes 677 amino acids. Gene Ontology annotation, biological process: glycogen biosynthetic process. The record is from RefSeq and is a predicted model, not a curated record. Gene Ontology annotation, molecular function: 1,4-alpha-glucan branching enzyme activity; hydrolase activity, hydrolyzing O-glycosyl compounds; cation binding. Gene Ontology annotation, cellular component: cytoplasm. The transcript has 12 exons.
GCUUCUGACCCCGUUCCGUGCGCUCCGUAAGGAUAGACAAUCAGCCUCGCCAUCUGCCGCCUCGGGUCCGGUUUUCCACAUCCGGCAAGUGCCCAGGUUUUUUUUGGUUGCUGCUUGGGGUUUUGAAUUUGCGUGACAAGGGCUGGUGGGAAAACUCGCCGCAUAGAAAUUGAAUGCGUUGCGGUAUGAGAAGGUGAUGUGGCCUGGUGGGCUCCACCAUUGGCUCGUCUAUCGGUCCAACUUUGAAUUGUUCCUAUGAUACCGCUUGACGAACGUGGAUUAGGGACGGGGCUAAGGCGCUAUGCUCGCCUCCGAAUAUAAGCAGGAUAGCUUGUGUUGCUCCUGUGUCGCGCUCGUCCCAUCAGACGUUCGAACAGACUUGCCCAACCGGUACGUAAACCAUACCGGUUCGCGGUGCCGGGUUGCAAGAAAGGAGUUUGGCCGAGACCGAUGGAAUCGCCGGAAGGACCAAUCCAUCAUUGGUAUCUGUCUCAUCUUGUCAUGAUGUGAAGGUGAUUCGGUCGGUCCAAAGGGCGGUAUCAUCCAGAGACGAGAGAGAUCCCGAUACGGUAUAGUGGGCGGUUGCUACCCCGUCGAUAGGAAUUUCGAUCGUGUCUCUUUGGAUUGUGGAUGGCUACCAUUUACAGCUUCGAAUACGGUAGAAGAUUUCUAAAUAUAUGCGUCAGACUUAUGGCGGACAAGUGGAGAUCAAUGAUCUGCUUUAUUUUUACCUCAUCCUCCAUUGGGAGAAUGCAUUGGCGAGCGUCUCUGUUGAGCGGGGAACAGAAAGUGUGCCUUGGAGUCCCUACGUGGCGACGAACGUGUCGCCCGCGGGAAAAACACGGCGGUCGGCAAAAUGGUAUCAAACACUAAUAUUAGCGUCGUCUGGGCCACUCUGCCCGUAUUCUCGGUCAAAACUCUUCUACUGAGAUUCAAAGCAGUAAAGGUGAAGGUCCAGGUCCAGGUCGAGGCCUGCAGGUUGCGCACUUCGAAGUCACGUCCACAAAAGUGGUGACCAACAUGACAUGGUGAUGAGACGACACCACAGACGUAACGACCACAUAUGUUCACGUGAAUGCGAAUUCAUAUUGGUGUUCUUGUCCAGUGUUGGAACAUUAAUUGCGAUUGAAACACCCCAAUGGUUAUUCCGUGAUAAGUCCGAGCCGAUCGCGAUAUCAGCUUUCAAUUUAUUUUCGCCUAAUCGAAGUCUGUGACCGUUGAUAUCCUGCUCGUCUGCUCGUCAGCCCGUCUUCACAGAAGAGUGAUUGGAGAUAUCCAAGGUGACGAUCACGAUAGCCCGUAGUGACUGGUCUUGGAAGUUUAAAAAGGAGGUUGAGUUCGGGGAAGAACGGGCUGUGAACGCCCGUCGAUUGGAGCACGUCGCGUUUUGAGUUGAACGGGAUCAGUCGACGACGUCACAGACAACCCUGAGCGACAGAACUGGGCAUUCACAGCAGAGUGCACUCCGAUAUGGCCGUGCUCGACUCUGCGCCAUUGCUCAAGCUAGACCCAUGGCUGCAACCGUACAUACACCCAAUCGCGUCGAGAUAUGCGCACUUCAUGAAAUGGAAGACGACAAUCCAGGACACGGAGCACGGCUACGAUGCAUUCAGCAAGGGCUGGCUCAAGUUCGGCCUCAAUGUCGCCAAAGACGGCUCAAUCACUUAUCGCGAGUGGGCACCAGGUGCAACGGAGGCGAGCUUGAUCGGCGAUUUCAACAACUGGGACAGGAGUAGCCAUCCCAUGACGAAGGAUAUGUUCGGUGUAUGGAGCAUUACUGUGCCACCGGUCAACGGACAGCCCGCUAUUCCCCACGAUAGCAAGAUCAAGAUCUCUAUGAUCAGCUCCAACGGGGAGCGUGUCGACAGACUCCCUGCCUGGAUCACUCGCGUCACUCAAGAGCUCGCUGUUUCUCCUGCCUACGAUGCACGCUUCUGGAACCCACCCACAGGCCAGAAGUACACCUUCAAGCACCCACGUCCUCCCAAACCCCAGGACCCUCGCAUAUACGAGGCGCACGUUGGUAUCAGCACUCCCGAACCUAAAGUCGGCACGUACAAGGAGUUCGAGCAGAACGUGCUACCCAGGAUCAGAGAUGGGGGUUACAACACAAUCCAGUUGAUGGCUAUUCAGGAGCACCCAUACUAUGCAUCCUUUGGAUACCAAGUCACGUCCUUCUUUGCUGCAUCCUCCCGCUAUGGCACCCCAGAGGAACUCAUGUCAAUGAUUGACACCGCUCACUUUAUGGGCUUGACAGUCCUGCUUGAUGUCGUACACUCUCACGCUUCUAAAAACGUGCUCGAUGGAAUCAACGAGUUCGACGGCACAGACCAUCUCUACUUCCACGGCGGUGGUAAGGGAAGGCAUGACCUGUGGGACAGUCGUCUGUUCAACUACGGCUCGCAUGAAGUGCUCCGCUUCCUCAUGUCAAACCUGCGCUUCUACAUGGAGGAAUAUAUGUUCGACGGGUUCCGCUUCGAUGGUGUUACUAGUAUGAUGUACGUUCACCAUGGUAUGGGCACGGGCUUCUCUGGGGGGUAUCACGAGUAUUUCGGCCCUUCCGUUGACGAAGAGGCCGUGGUCUACCUCAUGCUUGCAAACGACAUGCUACACUCGCUGUAUGAUGGUGUCAUCACUAUUGCCGAGGAUGUCAGCGGCAUGCCAACCCUCUGCCUACCUACGGAUAUCGGCGGUGUUGGCUUUGACUUCCGCUUGAGCAUGGCCAUCCCAGACAUGUGGAUUAAGCUUCUCAAAGAGAAGAGCGAUGACGAAUGGAAUAUGGGCAACAUCGUCCACACCCUGACCAACCGCAGGCAUGGCGAGAAAAGCGUGGCAUACGCCGAAAGUCACGACCAGGCCUUGGUCGGCGACAAGACCCUGGCAUUCUGGCUCAUGGACAAGGAGAUGUAUACCCACAUGUCUGAUUUGACACCGCUUACCCCCAUCAUCGAGCGUGGCCUAUCUCUGCAUAAGACGAUUCGUCUCAUUGUGCACGCCCUCGGUGGGGAGGCGUAUCUCAACUUUGAAGGGAACGAGUUUGGUCACCCAGAAUGGCUCGACUUCCCUCGUCAGGGCAAUAACAACUCGUUCCACUAUGCCCGUCGCCAGUGGAAUGUAGUCGAUGAUCACUUGCUGCGGUACAAGUAUCUCAAUGAGUUUGACAAGGCCAUGAACUGGUUGGAGGAUAAGUAUCAUUGGCUGCGCUCGCCCCAGGCCUACGUAUCGCUCAAGAACGAGGCCGACAAGGUGAUUGUAUUCGAACGUGCUGGCCUUCUCUGGAUUUUCAACUUCCAUCCCACUCAAUCAUUCACGGAUUAUCGGGUUGGUGUGGACACACCCGGCAAGUACAAGGUCGUCCUAUCGAGCGACGAAAAGAGGUUUGGCGGCUUUGACCGCAUCGACAUGAAUGGCGAAUACUUCACCACACCGAUGUCGUGGAACAACCGGGCGAACUGGCUGCAGGUCUAUAUCCCAACCAGGACCUGCCUGGUUCUCGGGCUGUAAUUGAAAGCAUGAUCAAGCACACGGACUGCAAAAUGAAUCAAAAAAGGCGCUUGAAUAUACCUUCGUUCGAGUUUCUUAGGUAUAUACAAAUUGUUCGAAUGUAAAUAACCUGUCCGUCUGAACGAGAAUGAACGUCAUUGCACAUGCUGGUCGUAGAACACGAAUCUGAGCUAAGAAUACAGUGAAGUAACUCUUCAGGACCUUGAUUUUCUACUCAAACUCAAUCUCAUCAUCGCCCUCAGCAAAGUCACCGUCAUCCAUGUCGUUCGGCUCCUUUGGCUCCUCAUCCUCCCCAUACUGCAGCAUAUAGUCAAUGUGUUCCAAUAUCGCUUGAAGCGAAUCCUCGUCUGUCACAUCCAACGGAAGGAAUUGUACCAUGUUGUGGUCUUCAAUCAACUGCACAAUAGCCUGGUUCAACGAAUGGAACUUCGGAUUCGUCUUCGCAGCAGGCUCAUCAACCAGCAACAGCGGGUCCGUCUCCAUAUACCGCUGUAUCAGCCCCUUCCUCAUCUCCGCAUUCUUCCCCCCUUUCUUCGCCACCAGGUCCAUCUUGCUAAUCAAGUUCAGGUGCGGCACUUCGAGGUUCACCAUCGUGCUCAUCGCGCUCAUCACCCCGGAAAAGAACUUGGACCGGUCUUCCAUGAACUGGGAUUCGAGCAGGUAGACGGCACAUAUUCGUAUGGAUUGGAUGGCGAGAUGUGCGAUUAGUUUUGGGAGUAAGGGAUGGUGUGUGUAGAGUUCGAUCUGGCCUGGACAGUCUAUUAUUAAGUAGUCAUUAUCAUAUUCCCCAAUCUCCUCAUCCAGCCAGUCAAGAUUUUCUAGUAGAUAU